AUGACAACCAGAAACCUCAAUAGAACCUGGUGCGACGUUGUCUUCAAUCAAUAUGCCGCUGAUUUCGACGCCGACGUUCCAUUCCCCGUUCGCUAUCUGAUCAACGCUCCUGUAUGGAAGAAAGAUAUAUUCAUCGAAAUUCCAAUCAAAAUCCCAGUCGCCACCUUCCGCCGCUCCGUCUUGACGUUCGUCCGCGCAAAGCGCCUGGACUCUGAUCCGGCCUACCGCGAUGAGAACAUCUCUGUUAGAGCACGUGUCUCUUUUCGAGAGAGACAGGCUCAAGAAGCCAACAAGCAACAUGAUGGUCCGGGAACGCAGGAUCCUGCUACCGUUGCUGGCGACGCUCAGGACAGUCGCUGA
This is a messenger RNA of Aspergillus pseudoviridinutans, 360 nucleotides long. RefSeq lists its product as uncharacterized. The coding region runs from base 1 to 360 and encodes 119 amino acids. The record is from RefSeq and is a predicted model, not a curated record. The transcript has a single exon. Lineage: Eukaryota; Fungi; Ascomycota; Eurotiomycetes; Eurotiales; Aspergillaceae.